GUUAAACAAACUCCCCGACACGUUUGAAUUUUUAGAAGAUGUCAGGUUUUGACCAAGGAGCGGUGUAUUACUCUGACUCGCUUUUUCAGCACACCGCCGAUCAAGAUAACUUAGCAAAUUUACAGUUUGCCAAGCGGAAAUUCAAAGAUUUUAUACGUCAGUUCAAUGAUGGUGGCUUUGAUUUUAAAUACAGAGAUCAAAUUAAAAAAAACUACGGAUUAAAAAAGUCCUUUAUUGUUGUUAAGCUGAAAGACCUCAACAACUACGACUCUUCACUCACGCAAGAACUGACUCACCAUCCUGGUGAAUACCUACCAGCUUUUGAAGAGGCUGUAACCGAAGUUGCGACCGAACUUGUACGCUCAAGUGACCAGGAGAGCUAUGUGGAGCCUGCUCAGGUGUUGUUUGAAUGGGACACUAAUGCUGUCAGCCUCAGAGAUGUGCAUUCUGAACAGGUUUCAAAGCUGGUUAAGAUCUCAGGUAUUGCCAUCAGCUCGUCAAGUAUCAGGGCCAAAGCCAUCCGUCUCAGUUUGCAGUGUCGUGGUUGUCGGCAGUUCCUGCCUAAUCUCCCUGUGAAGCCAGGAUUAGAAGGUUUCGCUUUACCACGGAAGUGUCCAAGCACUCAACCUGGCGGACCUCAGGUUGCCAGAUGUCCGAUUGAUCCCUUUUUUAUUGUUCCUGAUAAAUGUCAUUGUGUUGACUUCCAGACGAUUAAGCUUCAAGAAACACCGGAAACUGUUCCUCAUGGGGAGAUGCCUCGCCACGUUCUUUUAUAUUGUGACAGAUAUCUUUGCGAGCAAGUAGUUCCUGGGAAUCGUGUUACAGUAGUUGGUGUAUAUUGCAUCCGUGUCACCGUUGCCAAUAAGCGUCCAGGUGCAAAUGAACGAUCAAAUGCUGGUGUUCGUCAACCAUACAUACGUGUCUUAGGACUAUCCAUUGAUACAGAAGGUCCUGGACGUAGUGCAUUAGUAUCUGGUGGUACAGAUGCAACAGGUGCAUCUGCAACUUUAACAGAAAACCAAGAAGAAGAAUUGAUUUCUUUAGCCAACUCACCAAACAUUUAUGACAGAUUGGCUCGAAGUAUCGCUCCAUCUAUAUACGGUAGUGCUGAUAUAAAAAAAGCUAUCGCUUGCCUUUUAUUUGGAGGAUCACGUAAACGUCUUCCAGAUGGACUUAUGCGUCGUGGUGAUAUAAACAUGUUGAUGUUGGGUGAUCCUGGAACAGCUAAAUCACAGCUUUUAACAUUUGUAGAACGAUGUUCUCCUAUUGGUGUAUAUACUUCUGGCGAAGGUAGUUCACGGGCUGGUCUCACAGCUUCUGUUACCCGAGAUCCGUAUACUCGUAACUUUAUAAUGGAAGGUGGAGCUAUGGUGCUAGCUGAUGGCGGUGUUGUUUGUAUUGAUGAAUUUGAUAAAAUGCGUGAAGAUGAUCGUGUUGCUAUUCAUGAAGCUAUGGAACAACAAACUAUUUCAAUAGCUAAGGCUGGAAUUACAACAACACUAAAUAGUCGUUGUUCUGUAUUAGCUGCUGCUAAUAGUGUUUAUGGUCGUUGGGAUAAUACAAAGGGUGAAGAUAAUAUUGAUUUUAUGCCAACAAUUUUAUCACGUUUCGAUAUGAUUUUUAUUAUACGCGAUGAACAUGAUGUCCAACGUGAUACCACUCUAGCAAAGCAUGUUAUGCAAGUUCAUUUACACGGAAA
Trichobilharzia regenti is the source of this 1699-nucleotide messenger RNA. NCBI's taxonomy places the organism in Eukaryota, Metazoa, Platyhelminthes, Trematoda, Strigeidida, Schistosomatidae. The record is from the annotation of a GenBank genome assembly.